AUGGGUUCCCGAUUGUUCCUAGAUAUUUCAGAGCAACUAGAGUGGUCUUACCUGACAAGCUCCAAUGUUGUGCUGAAGUAUUUUGAACAAGCUUGUCCUUUGCCUUAUGCUGGAACAAGGCACCUUCUAUUCCCCAUGGGCACCAAGAAUGCGAAAACAUUGAUGAUUCGAGCAAAUGUAAGUUCAGGCUUCAAGAUUGAGCCGAGCGCCCUACCAGCAGAUCUGGAUAAUGCAUACAAGAAUGAGAAAGCAUAUCAGCGAUUGGAUAUUUCUGGCCCUACAGUUAACCCUUUUGUUUUUUCCUGUACGGCGAGGGCGAGAUAA
This is a messenger RNA of Triticum turgidum subsp. durum (durum wheat), 324 nucleotides long. The record is from the annotation of a GenBank genome assembly. Lineage: Eukaryota; Viridiplantae; Streptophyta; Magnoliopsida; Poales; Poaceae.